UGCCGUUAUUUUUCCCUGGUGACCGCCAAUACUGUGAGAUUCUCCCUUGUCUCUCUGACAGCGCCUGAAAGUUUGCGUAAUAAACAGGCCAGAAUCAUGUUUUGAAGUUGCGGGAAAGACCAUUUCGCAGACAUGAGAUUCGGACAGAAGGGUGAGGGGAAGACCGUGCUGUCUCCCUAGGACAGAAAGCAGACUCGGCAGCUCCAGCCGGUGAAAUUCAGACGCCGCUCACGGCUGCCUCUGGCCCUCGGCGCUGAUGGAAUGAAAAGGGCGCGGCAGGGGCGGGGACGGACGCCCGGCAACGCUGCGGGCUCGGGCGAGCCUUUUGUUGUCCCCCCCCUUUUCAUCCCGGCUGAUGGGCCGGGCCGGGAGGGGGCGGGGCCGGCAGGUGCCUUCAUGAAUAACUUAAAUGACCCUCCCAACUGGAACAUCCUGCCCAAUCGGCGCGAUCCCGGCGAUGACGGCAGCCGGUGGAAUUACGCCCUGCUGGUCCCCAUGCUGGGCCUGGCCGCCUUCCGUUGGAUCUGGACCAGAGAAUGUCAGAAAGAAAUAGAAAAAGAAAAACAAGAGUACUACAGAAAAGAGUCAACUUUACAGAAAGACCUGGAAGGCAAAUACCGGGAUAUAAUCACGGAGAAUCGUCGCGCUGUUGCUCAUCUGGAGGUGGAGCUGGAAAAGGAACGCAACAGGACCCUGAGCUACCGUGAAGCGCUCGUGUCCCAGAGCCGCAAACUAGUUGAAGAGAGGAAGCUCCUAGAAGAGGAGCAGGAGAAGUUGGAGCGAGAAAAACAAGUCCUUUUGCACUCUGGAGCAGAAGGUACCUUGUACCAGAGCUGCCUGGCAAAGGAAGAAGAGUGGCAACAGAGAGCCAAUCUUUUACUAAAAGAAUUUGAAGAGGGACUGAAGGAAAGACAGGACAUCUACUGCAGUCUUGUAGUACCCAGAAGUCAGAGACUAGAAAUAGAGAAAAAUCUGCUAGUUAAAGCAGCAACUAAUCCUGUUGCUAUGGCUUUACAAGUGGAGAGUGGCUUAAAAGAUAUUUUCAAACAUGAUAACUACUGUGGCAAUGUGCUGAACAGAACCAGAAGUCAAAAUGGAAAGCUUAUGUGGCUGUAUCUGAGAUACUGGGAGCUAGCUGUUGAACUGCAGAAAUUCAAGAGGGUAGAAAAGGCCAUGUUAGGAAAACGCUAAGUAAGGGAAGCAGUGGGAUUCCACGUGAUCCACCAUGCAUGGUAGGGACAAUCACAGUUGUAGUCCAAAGCUGUUAAAUUCUUCUGCUGUGUUGCCGUCUCUCCUCCUCCUUGCACUUGUGCUUGCAUGGGACGUGUGCAGUGCUGGUGCCUUUCCUCUCACUAACAACAGAUGCUCUGGUGAGCUGUGCAUGCUCCUGACCUCCGUGAGUGUGUUUGUGUUGCAGUACAGAGAUAUGCCAACUCCGCAGGUAUCAGAAGCAGCAAAACAGAACUCCGUUUAGAGGAAUUUGCCUCAUUGAUGGUCACACUUCAGCAACAGAGAAUGGUCAUUUGUCUCCCCAGGGUGUGGUAGCACAUUGUGCUCCUUAUCCCUGACAUUUUACAGGGUGUCUCAACACUGUCAUUUUUUGUUACUGUUAUUUUUUAAAAAUAUGUUUAAGCAAGACUGCUUUUGAGGCAGAUGUUUGGGAGAGGUGGUGCUGGAGCCAGCUGCUUGACACGUAAAUCUUACAUGUCUGUGUGUUCAAAUAUAUAAAUAUACAUAUAUAUGUGCAUGAAUGUAUGUGCAUGUAUAAGUGUGCGUGAAAGUAUUCUGAGGGUGGAAUAGAUUGAUCCUGUUUCAGAUUAGUCAGUCUUGCCUUGUCUUCCAGCUUAAUAUACAAAUAGUGCUUUAUGAAUGAAAUAUCCAAAAGUUGCUAAUUCAAAUAGCACAUAAAGAAACAGAUUGAUGUCUCAUUGGCACGUGGGAUCCAUUAUCAAAUUCUAGGGAAUGUAUAAACUGGAAGUUAUAUUUUCAUAUAUUGGAGAUACCUUAAGAAUACUUCUUUUUUCCUCAGUCAAGGGUUUAGUUGUAUCCCAACUAUGUGCCACCAUUGUGGAUGUCCCCGUGCUGCUGCUUCUGCCUCUCAGGGCACUGGCUACCGCCUGGGUUGCUUGCCGGAACCUCCUUGCCACUGCACCUGGCUCUGCUCCUUGGACAGGUCCUGUUUGUUAUUUGCAGAUGAGAACAUAAAUGCAGCCUGCACUGGUAGCCGCUGCUCUCUUCCCACCUGUCUCCCUUCUCCCAGAACUGAAGUACAUACUUUUUUUCUGCAGCUCUGAAAUUUUGUGCUUGUGGUUCACCACUUUACAUACACAUGACUGUGAAAGCCUACAGAUACACAAGCUUUGCAAACUUUUAAGAAAGGGGGCUUUUUAAUUUAGCUAGUAAAAUAAAAUAGAUUUGGUAAAAAAUAAAAUAAUAAGUACAGUGAAAUAAUAAAUUAAAAAUAAACAUCCAGAUUAAAAAAAUCCAGCAACAAACAAAACUUCAAUUUCUUAGAACUUUGAGUAUACCUUGCGUCCUUUAAACAGUAGGAACCACCUUUUUUCAAACGUGCCAUGUAUUUAAAAUAAUAAGAACUUUUAUCUUCCCCCUUUCUAAUCCAGCCUUAGACCUCAAAGGGGCAGUGUUUACCCUUGUGUUUAUAACAUCUAGUCUUCUCUGUUACUUGACUUUGAUUAGUGCUGGUAGGUUGUCAGUUCAUUAAUUAGCAGUUUAUUAUUUACUGAGGGCUAGACUUGACAAAUGUGUUUGCACUAGGCAAUCAAUUAGAACCAUGGCUUGAAAGCAAUCCAAGCUGAGUGAAUGCCCAUCCUCCUGCAGAUGUCGGGUUUUUCUCUUACUGUUUUCUCCUGGUUUCAUUUCAGUCUGAGCACAGAAGACAGCAGAUAACUCUUUUGAAACAAUAUGCACAACUUAAUCCAGUUACUAAGUAGAAAUAUCUAACAUGAAACAAAAUUCCUGAGCAGAAUAGAUGUUUCCCAACUACUCGGUUUUCCAGCUGAGAUUUUGCUCACCUUGGUAGUACUAAUUAUACUGUUGUGUUGACUUAUUAAUCCUUUUUUCAUACUGAUUUUUUAAAAUAAAGUUUUAGUUGACAAACUUGGAGGAAAAAAGAGAGAUCACAAACACAAGAAGGGCCACAGUUUGUCAGGAGGGUGCCAGGUAUAUUCGGGUUGGGAGAUGAGAACACAAUUGAGUUGCUAAUCGUAUGUGACACCCUGAGCCAAGCUGCUGCAGCUGGCCAUAGGCACACAGUCUCAUUGCCCAGGAGAACAAGUUAGUGUGAAUAACAGCCCGUGUGUAAUUCCUUCAGGAUGAGGAAAGUGACCAUCUAGCUGUGGCACACUUCAUACGUUCCUGCAGGCAGUUAAGCUGCUCAGCUGACUAAGAGCAGACAGUGAAUCAGUGCCAGUGUAUUUGAGAUUGAUGCCUUGACUUUGUGUAAGUUAGCCUUAAAAGAUCAAAGGUUUUAUGCUUUUUCAUUUUUUCAUCGUUUGUUAUUCAUAUCACUCAAAAUGUUUAAAGAAAAUGUAAUCAAGAGUAAAGUACUAUUUGUUCAGUAUGAAGAUGUACAUUCAAGCCUUGCACACUUGAAUGUACAGGGUUGGAUGCAAUGUAGUAAAGGUUUGGUAUUCACUUUCUCUUUUUUUAGAAGUGUCAUUUAUUUGUACAACUAAUAGAACUAUUGUUCAUGGACGCUUUGAAGAUCAUUGUCUCAAGACAGAAGGGUUACUUCAGAAGGCUUUUUAAAAGUGUAUGACUGAUUUAGCAUCACUGGUCCUGCUAGUUUCUUCCAAAACUCACGUUUGUGGGUAUGUAAUGUAUUUUUGAAAUGUUCCCCCUUUGUAGGUUGUUAUUCUGAAAAUUCUAAUGUAAGUUUCAUCUUGCCCAGCACUUGUUCUGAAUUGGUUAAUUGUUUGGAACUGCCCAUAUACAUAUGUAGAAUGCAAGAAUAAUUUGUUUUCAAAGUAUUUAAUGAACUUGUUUUUAUUAUAAAAUUGUCACUGAGCUAUUAAACAAUUACAAUUAAUAAAAACCUUUA
Messenger RNA from Motacilla alba alba, 4060 nucleotides. It is a transcript of the gene CCDC127, whose product is annotated as coiled-coil domain containing 127. The coding region runs from base 262 to 1191 and encodes 309 amino acids. Lineage: Eukaryota; Metazoa; Chordata; Aves; Passeriformes; Motacillidae. The transcript has 3 exons. The record is from RefSeq and is a predicted model, not a curated record.